UCCUCGAAAACUCGGUCGCGGGCCGAGGCCGCCAUCUGACGAGGCCCCGUCGCGGAAGGCUGCCCGGCUCCACCAUGGCUGCCGCGGUCCGCGCCGCGGGCUGCCUCCCCGCUCUGUGCGGCGUGCCGGCCGGUCAUUUAUGGGCCAGGCAGCUUUUCCUAAAUGCUUUUCCAACAACCUCCAUUUUGGCGCUCAAGACUGCCCUAAGCAACGGCCCUUUGUCAUCGACAGGAAUCAGGGGCAACCGUCAUUACGCCAGCUUGACCCCUGUGCUGCAGACACAAUGCUGUAUUUAUUCUCCCAGUAACUGGAUGAGCCAACAGUAUAGACCCUAUAGUUUCUUCAUUAAAUUGACAGCAGAGGAGCUCUGGAAAGGAGUUUUAGCAGAGACUGGUGCUGGAGCAAGAAAGGGAAGAGGCAAAAGAACCAAGAAAAAGAGAAGAAAGGAUUUGAACAGGGGUCAGAUCAUUGGUGAAGACGUUUUUCAGUGCUUUCAUACAUGGCGUUCUGGUUUCCUCUGGCCUGGUCUGAACGUUCCCCUUAUGAGAAAUGGAGUUGUGCAGACCAUUGCCCAAAGAAGCAAGGAAGAGCAGAAGAAGGUAGAGGCCAACAUGGUCCGGCGGAGAGAAGAGCAGGAACAGAAGAAGAAAAUUAAGGUUAAACAGGAGCGAGGAUGGAGCGGAAACACGUGGGGAGGUGUCAGUCUUGGCCCUCCUGACCCUGGUCCCAAUGGAGAAACAUACGAGGAUUUUGAUACCAGAGUACUUGAGGUAAAAAACGUUUUCAAUAUGACAGCAAAAGAGGGAAGAAAGAAAUCGGCCCGUGUCCUGGUAGCUGUGGGGAAUGGCAGAGGUGCUGCAGGUUUUGCGGUUGCGAAAGCUGCUGAACGGACGGACGCUUUCAGAAAAGCCAAGAACAAAGCAGUUAACGUUUUGCAUUACAUAGAACGCUAUGAAGACCACACAAUCUUCCAUGAUGUUUCUUUAACGUUUAGAAAGACGCAUAUCAGGAUGAAGAGACAACACAGAGGUUACGGCCUCCGCUGCCACCGGGCCAUCAUUACCCUGUGCCGGCUCGUUGGCAUCAAAGACAUGUAUGCAAAGGUGUCGGGACCCGUCAAUAUGCUCAGCCUCACCCGGGCCUUCUUCCAUGGACUGUCCCACCAGGAGACUCACCAGCAGCUGGCUGACAGGAAGAGGCUGCAUGUGGUGGAAUUCCGGGAGGAGUGUGGCCCUCUGCCCAUCGUGGUUGCCUCCCCCCAGAGCACCUUGAGAAAGAAUCCAGAGCCAGAAGAGGAGGUUCCUAAUAUCAGACUGGACUGGAACGAUGUGAAGACCAUGCAGGGAAUAAAGCGCUCUGUGUGGUCAGGGUUGAAGAGAGGCGCCACCUGAAUGUCUGUCCCCCUGGCCUUACAGCAGCCAUGUCUGGUGCUGCCCAGCUCCUGGAAGAGACAUGACGCCUCACACCUUGGAACCCCACUUCUGUUUUUUAAGAAAAGGCCAACCUUAUCUCCUUUAUUUACAAAUAAUAAAUAAUUACACCUUUCA
Molecule: messenger RNA, 1547 nt
Organism: Loxodonta africana (African savanna elephant)
Lineage: Eukaryota; Metazoa; Chordata; Mammalia; Proboscidea; Elephantidae
Gene: MRPS5
Product: mitochondrial ribosomal protein S5
Exons: 13
Coding region: 75-1391 (438 amino acids)
Biological process (GO): translation
Cellular component (GO): ribosome
Molecular function (GO): RNA binding; structural constituent of ribosome
Source: RefSeq, a predicted model, not a curated record